UUCUCCAGACCGACCAAAGAUGGCGGCGGCUGAGCUGCAGUGGAUGCCGGAUUCCCUAUACAAUUCCGCCAUCACAGCCGUCGUCGACAACUAUUCCCGCACCAGGAAGGACGUUAGAUCACUACCAGACAACAUCCAGUUCGAUAUUUAUUACAAGUUGUACCAGCAGGGCAGAUUAUGUCAGCUGGGCUCGGAGUUCUGUGAGCUGGCCGUCUUCUCCAAGGUUGUACGGGCAAAUGACAAACGCCACCUGCUGCAUCACUGUUUCCAGGCACUGAUGGACCAUGGAGUGAAGGUGUCCACAUGUCUGUCUGACACAUUCAGCCGACAGUGUUCCUAUAUACAGGAGUCAGAGGUUUCUAUCAGAGACAAGGCCUUACAGCUGGGACUGGCUCUAGGAUCGUUCAUGUCAGAAGCGGGCUGGUACGCGGAGGGAGAGAAGAUUUUCCUGGCGUGUCUGGAGCUGUGUGAACUGGUGGAGGACGUGUCUCACUGGCUCAGGGGCCUGGAGUUCUGCACAAGAUUGUUGCACGUGCGAAAUGCCAACUGUAAGUACAACCUUGGUGAGGAUACCUACCAGAAGGCGCUGGGUUACGUGACCAAGCUGCAGCGUCUGGGACACAGCGUGAACUUUGCGCUGCUCUACAGCGAGUACAGUGCCCUGAUGUUCGCUAAGAGCCAGUAUGACGAGGCUUACAGGUGGAGCGUGAAGGCACUCAGAGAAAUCAGACAGAACCUCCCCAUGAAGGUUGUUAUUGAUGUCAUCAGACAAGCAUCAAAGGCCUGUGUGGUGAAGAGAAAGUUCCAUCAGGCAGAGCUGCUAGUCAAGCAUGCGGUCUAUGUAGCCAGGGAGCACUUUGGCCCCAAACACCCCAAGUACUCAGACACCCUGCUGGACUACGGCUUCUACCUUCUCAACGUGGACAACAUCUGUCAGUCUGUUCAUGUCUACCAGGCUGCCCUGGACAUUCGGCAGUCUGUGUUCGGAGGCAGAAACAUCCACGUUGCCAUCGCCCACGAGGACCUGGCCUACUCCUCCUACGUACACCAGUACAGUUCGGGCAGGUUCGAGGAUGCCAAGUUCCAUGCGGAGCGAGCCAUCGAGAUCAUCGUUCACAUCCUCCCCGAGGAGCAUCUGCUGCUCGCCUCAUCUAAAAGGGUCAAAGCCCUGAUCCUAGAAGAGAUAGCGAUUGACUGCCACAACAAGGAGUUGGAGAACAUGCUGCUCCACGAGGCGCAGGAGCUGCACCUGUCCUCGCUCGCCCUCGCCAUACGAGCCUUCGGAGUCGUCAACGUGCAGACAGCCAAGCACUACGGCAACCUGGGGAGGCUCUACCAGUCCAUGCAGAGGUAUAAGGAAGCUGAGGAGAUGCAUCUGAAGGCCAUCGACAUUAAGGAGAAGCUGUUGGGACAGGAGGACUAUGAAGUCGCGCUGUCCGUCGGACAUCUGGCCUCGCUCUACAACUACGACAUGAACCGCUACGACCAGGCUGAACAACUGUACCUCAGGUCCAUCUCUAUAGGAAGGAAACUGUUCGGUGACGGUUACAGUGGUCUGGAGUACGACUAUCGUGGGCUGAUCAAGCUGUACAACUCCAUCGGCAACAUAGACAAGGUGUUGGAGUACCACGAGAUCCUGAACAGCUGGAACCAGCUGCGUGAUCGCGCCGUGCCGAUUAAGGACGCGCUCCAGGAUGUGGAGCUGAGCGAGAGAUCCACGGAACACGUCAUCCAGCAAUUUCUCGAUUCUUCGUCAUCUUCGGCGUGUUCAUAGUACUGGUUUGACCCGCUAGACCAAAUUGUGUGUAUGUAAAGGCAUCCAAGGCAGUUUCAGGGUGGCGAAACAAAAGAUAUUCCGUCUGAGGAAGACGUUUCUUAGCAUAUUUUCGUCAUCAUUUCAUGCUGGAAGCAUUUGAAACAGCUCCAAAAUGAGAAACAAGACUUAGUCACCUAGGCUGUUUCAGGGCUGCAAAACAUAACUCUGUUUGAAAAAUGACGUUUCUGUCAUUUCUUGGCAUAUUUUCGCCAUCAUUUCAUACUUAAAACAUUUGAAAUAGCCCCAAAACAAGUUACCUGAGGAGUACCAAAGCAAAACAAAUAAUACCAAACAAAAAGAUACCAAACAAGCAACGGUUUUCGGACAAAGACAUCACAUUUUUGCCUCACAGAUAUCAGUAAGCUAUGGGGGAGGGUUGAUAAAAAAAUGACCAGAAAAUUAAGUUUAAAAACCCAGUUGUACUGCCCUGGAAUCGCUUUGGGUGCCUUGAAAUAAUGUGUACAAAGAAAAGAGACCAUAGAAAAUAACACCUAGGGAAGAAAAUUAGAUAUGACAUAAGUAUGAAAUAUAUAUAUAUGUAUCUAUAAAACAUAUGUCUGAAAUAAUGUGAGAUCACUGAAGAAUAUGGUAACAGAGAUGGUCGGCUGUGAAGUUAGCUUUACAGCUGCCAUAUUGUCUUGAUUCCAUUUUAUGUUGAAUGUGUUAUGUAGGUCGAAUUGAUCAGUAAGAGUUCACUGCAUAAUAUUUGUUGUUUUAUUUAACUCCUAGGCCAUACUGAAUUAAUAUGUUGGUUCUCAGAUUUGCCGGCUUCAUUUUUUCUAGCCUUGUUUGCUUCUGAGUCUCUUUCGUCCUCUGCAAAAUUCCUGGAGAGGACGAAAGAGACUUGGCAUCAAAAUUAUUAUUAUUAUUAUUUUUUUUUGCUUUUGAAAUAACAAUUACUAUCUAGGAUAUAAAGCAACCCUAAAAUGUUUUAUACAUUUAAACAACAACAGUUUGAAAAAACCCUUGACUUUCUAGCUGUAUGUAUGUUAACGUUAUUUCUGACUAUUUUCAAGAUGGAAGGAUGCCUACUACCACUACUGACAGUGGUAGCAUUUGGGUCCAUCACAGAAUCCCUGUUUGAUUUUUUUUCCCCUGCCCACUCCAUCAGUUUCCUGCACAAAGCUGAGAACUAAGAAGUUAAAUUGGUGUGGCCCUGAGUUCAUGAUUUGUUUCUGUUAUUGUGUACAGCCCAAUAGAUCUUUUCUCCAAUCGCCAGACUGAUUGAAUGUAACACUGUACUCUGUAAUUAUGUCUCUCGUAUCUGUAAUUAUGUCUCUCUAGGCACCCAAUGCAAUUUCAGCAAGACAAAAAAAUGGAUGAGAAAAUCUGUCUGACAUUGACUGCCAUUUCUUAGCACAUUUGAUACAUGAAGUGCUUGAAAUAGCCCCCAAAACAAGACAUGAGGAGUGUCUUUAUGUUUGGGUACCGCCCAUAAAUAGCUAGAGCCAGCCUAUGAUAAGAAACAAGCAACCGUUUUCCUUCAGCGGCAUCACA
Branchiostoma belcheri (Belcher's lancelet) is the source of this 3313-nucleotide messenger RNA. Its product is annotated as amyloid protein-binding protein 2-like. Gene Ontology annotation, biological process: intracellular protein transport. The coding region runs from base 20 to 1774 and encodes 584 amino acids. The transcript is spliced from 14 exons. NCBI's taxonomy places the organism in Eukaryota, Metazoa, Chordata, Leptocardii, Amphioxiformes, Branchiostomatidae. Gene Ontology annotation, molecular function: protein binding. The record is from RefSeq and is a predicted model, not a curated record.